AUGACUCAGGAAAUCCUUUUCCCGGAAGUCCCACCUCAGCAGGCACCAGGGCACACACACACAGGCGAAAAACCCUAUGGGUGUAAGGAAUGCUGGAAGACGUUCUACCAUAAGUCGUCCCUCACGAUUCAUCAGAGAACUCACACAGGUGAGAAGCCCUAUGAGUGUAAGAAGUGCAGGAAAAGCUUCUACUGUAAGUCAGAUCUCACUGUGCAUCAGAGGACUCACACGGGUGAGAAGCCCUACGCGUGUGAAGCCUGCAGGAAGACUUUCUACUCUAAGUCACACCUCACGGUGCACCAGAGAAUUCACACGGGUGACAAGCCUUAUGCCUGUAAGGAAUGCAGGAAGACUUUCAACCGCAAGUCUAACCUUACUGUGCACCAGAGAACGCACACAGGUGAGAAGCCCUAUGAGUGUGAUGUGUGCGGGAAAACCUUCUAUCAAAAGUCCCACUUCAGCACGCACCAGGGAACUCACACAGAUGAGAAGCCUUAUGAGUGUGAGCACUGCAGGAAGGCUUUCCUUCACAAGUCAUCCCUMACUGUGCAUCAGAAAACUCACUCGGGCAGCAAGCCGUACACCUGUGAAGAGUGCAGGAAGACAUUCCUGCAUAAGUCUUCCCUCACCGUCCAUCAGAGGGCUCACACAGGCCACAAGCCCUAUGUCUGUGAGGACUGCAGGAAGGCUUUCUACUGCAUCAGAGAACCCACAUAGGCGAGAAGCCCUAUGAGUGUGGCGAGUGUGAAAAAGCCUUUCACCAGAAGUCAUAUCUCAGCAGGCAUCAGAUGACUCACCAGA
Urocitellus parryii (Arctic ground squirrel) is the source of this 801-nucleotide messenger RNA. Lineage: Eukaryota; Metazoa; Chordata; Mammalia; Rodentia; Sciuridae. The record is from RefSeq and is a predicted model, not a curated record.